UUCCCAAACUAGUUUUCCGCUGAACCCUAGAAGGCUAUCUCUCCUAGGAGACCACGACCUGACCCACAAGUUCCGCUGUGUGCUCUGGGAACUGCCAACAGAUCCAAGUCUUGCCAGCUGUCUCCAGAUCCUGAGACCUGUGCCCCGACAGAAAACAGACGCAGCCCAGCCCGCCAUGGCCCAGUUGCUGAUGGUCACGGUAACCUUCGGUUGCAUCAGCCUCCUCUACCUGCUCCCGGGCACGCUGUCUGGCAGCCUGGGUAAGGGACUGAGACCCAGAGAACCCCCAGCCAAGAUUCCUUCCAGCGGCCCACAGCCUGGACACCCCUCACUUCGGCCUGUAGUCUGGAAGCCUCCACAUGCUCUCCAGCCACAGGGAAGGGGCAACCCGGCCCUUGCUACGGUUCAUCUGCCUCAGGGUGGUGGCUCACGACACCCAGGUCCCCAGCGUCACGUGGGAUCCCGAAGACCCCACGCCCAGCUCCUUCGGGUUGGCUGUGUCCUGGGAACAUGUCAAGUCCAGAAUCUCAGCCAUCGCCUGUGGCAACUUGUCCGGCCAAGUGGCCGGCGGGACUCAGCUCCUGUGGAUCCCAGCAGCCCCCACAGUUAUGGCUGAGGUGGGUCCUAGGUAUCCCGCCUAGAGUGCUGUACUCUGAGCCCAGAGAUUGCAGCUGAGCUCCACACCCUGGCCCAAUCCUCUGGAGCUCCUGCUUACAGCAAUUCCUCAUGGCUUUGGAUAUCAUAAACCUAUGAGGAUAUGUGGAUCUAGGCUGUAGAUUCAGCACCAACAGGGGACUGUGCACCCCAGAACUGUGUACACACAGGGUACAGGUGCUCGGAAGAAGUGUUCUCAGCAUCACAGACCACAGAGAACUCGAGGAGGCCUGGGCCUAAAGAAAAUCGGCAAAAGCCUGAGUCUUAAACACGGCUCUACUUGUGAGCAAGCUGGAGAAAGGCUGUGACCCCACCCUACCCCGACCCCACUAGGAAUUAAAGCCUGACUGUGGUCAAAAGCUG
Rattus rattus (black rat) is the source of this 1017-nucleotide messenger RNA. It is a transcript of the gene Adm2, whose product is annotated as adrenomedullin 2. Gene Ontology annotation, biological process: positive regulation of heart rate; regulation of systemic arterial blood pressure; adenylate cyclase-activating G protein-coupled receptor signaling pathway. The coding region runs from base 176 to 616 and encodes 146 amino acids. NCBI's taxonomy places the organism in Eukaryota, Metazoa, Chordata, Mammalia, Rodentia, Muridae. The transcript is spliced from 3 exons. The record is from RefSeq and is a predicted model, not a curated record.